AUGCGAUCAGCAGUGAUAUAUCGUGUUCUGUCAAGGACUCUACAGAGGCAUAUGUCAACAGCUGCUGCUUGUUCUGGAAUGAGGAUGUCUCAUCCAGUUUUGAUAACUCGACAGAUGUCAUCCAGUCGGCCACUGAAAAACGAGUUAAUUGAUGCUUUAACGAAUGAAAUCACGGCUGAGAAACAGCUGGAGAAGGAGAAUCUUCGCGGUGCACAAGCUCCGAAAAUCUCAGGUUUCGAAAUUACAACUGAUGGCGCUAACGUAAAGUUGGCAAAGCUUCAUGGCAAAGAAAAGAUUAACGUUUACUUCAAUGUUAAUCACUCAGUGGAUAUGGAAAGCGAAGAAGAUGAGGAUGAAGGAGUUCCACUCGCCUUGCCUUCACUUACGAUAGAAAUUAUCAAAGCACAACAACGAUUAUGCUUUUAUCUCGACUUAUGCGAGAACGAAGAUGCAACGGAAGCAAACGAACGAUUUGAUUUCCGUGUGGCAGAAUUUUACAUUGCUCCAGCAUCCAAGGGAACUGAAGAUGAAGAUGUACCCGAAUCAGUUUACUCAUCAUCCGGCAAAUAUAUUGACCCAACUCUUCAUGAUCUUUUGUUCAAUCAUUAUUUGGCGGAACGUGGCUUCGAUCAGAAAUUUUGUCGUGAAGUGGUGGAUUUUGCUACACACUAUGAGCACUCGCAAUAUGUUAAACUAUUGACGGAUAUUCAAUCAUUUGUUUCAGAAUGA
Messenger RNA from Acanthocheilonema viteae, 729 nucleotides. The record is from the annotation of a GenBank genome assembly. Lineage: Eukaryota; Metazoa; Nematoda; Chromadorea; Rhabditida; Onchocercidae.